Molecule: messenger RNA, 1266 nt
Organism: Fusarium musae
Lineage: Eukaryota; Fungi; Ascomycota; Sordariomycetes; Hypocreales; Nectriaceae
Exons: 1
Coding region: 1-1266 (421 amino acids)
Biological process (GO): carbohydrate metabolic process; N-glycan processing
Cellular component (GO): Golgi membrane; endoplasmic reticulum
Molecular function (GO): calcium ion binding; mannosyl-oligosaccharide 1,2-alpha-mannosidase activity
Source: RefSeq, a predicted model, not a curated record
AUGGAUCUGAAGGUGGAAUUCAACGAAGCUGCGAGUGCGGCUGCGGCGAUAGAUUGGGGGAAGACAGACGAAAAAGCAGUGAAUCUCUUCGAAACAACAAUUCGACACCUCGGCGGUCUUCUCAGCUCAUAUGAACUAAGCCGCGAACCAGCAUUACUGCAAAAAGCCACUGAACUCGGAGAAAUGCUAUACGUCGCCUUUGAUACGCCAAAUCGACUCCCUGGUUUUUGGCUUAAUUUCGAGGAUGCCUUGAAGGGUAAACAAAUCGCUGGUAUUCAUGACCCUUCAGCGUCACCGAGCUCGUUGGUCAUGGAGUUUACAAAGCUCUCACAAUUAACCAACGAUCCCAAAUUCUACGAUGCGACAGAUCGUGUAUCGCGAUUUCUAUUCAGGAUCCAGAAUAACUCUCUUUUGCCGGGGAUGUGGCCUAUGUGUCUUGACUUCCAAAACGAAGCUGUGCACGAUAAUACGUUUUCACUUGGUGCGCUGGCUGAUUCUCUUUAUGAGUAUUUACCAAAGAUGUAUGCCCUACUCGGCGGUUUGGACGAGAAGUACGAGAUUAUGUAUCGCACCGCGGCGGGUGUUAUCAUAAAGCAUUUGCUCUACAGGCCUAUGCUGCCAAACCAAGAGGACGUGCUGUUUUUAGGCGAUGCUAGGGUCAACGAGAAGAUCGAGUUGAGCACAGAGUCUCAACAUCUCACCUGUUUCGCAGGAGGAAUGUUUGCACUCGCCGGAAAACUCUUUAAUAUCGAACAGCACGUUAAUAUCGGAGAAAGACUCGCACGAGGCUGUGCAUGGGCAUACAGCGCUUUUCCAACUGGUAUAAUGCCCGAGAUCUUCGACCUAGUAGCAUGUCCAACCCUCUCGCCCUGCGAAUGGAACGAAACGCUCUGGAGACCGCAGAAUAACCAAAAACUCCCUCCCGGAUUCCUUCACGCUCGCGAUCCGCGCUACAUUCUCCGACCAGAAGCUAUAGAGAGUGUUUUCAUCAUGUAUCGCCUCACGGGGGAUGCGAAGUGGCAGGACAUGGCGUGGGAUAUGUUUCAGGCUGUUUUAAAGUAUUCGGGCACGGAGCUUGCGAAUGCGGCUGUUGAUGAUGUUACGAGUACGGAGACGUCAAAGACCGAUUCUAUGGAGAGUUUUUGGUUCUCGGAGACGUUGAAGUAUUUCUACUUGAUCUUCUCGGAGCCGGAUUUGAUCAGUCUGGAUGAGUUUGUGCUGAAUACGGAGGCGCAUCCUUUCAGAAGGCUUGUACGUCGAGAUUAA